AUGUAAAGAAUAAGACCGACUUAAAAAUUCCUUCGUUCCUUAACUACCAAGAACCACAAUCUUAGUUAGCUUUCAAACAUUUUAGCCAAGGGGCAAAUCAGUGUGAGAAUGUUUGCUUCCGACAAUUUCAGAGAUAAAGAGCUGGGAGAGGAGCAGGUGUAUUUUGGCAUGAGAGACAGUACUUAAUAUAUUAAAGCCAUUCAAAGUUAAUAAUAUUUUUUAGAGGAGAGCCUCAAGAAGCUAAUGCGCCGCAUCAGAGAAAACGAGUUGAGUUCACCCGAGGUAGUAAAGCAUGAAAAGGAUAAACUCAAACACAUAUUCCAAGAUCAUAAGAUCGACGAAAAGGAAUAGAAGAAUCUUUAUGAUGAGCUUAUCAACUGGAAGAAAUAAGAAUGA
Stylonychia lemnae is the source of this 396-nucleotide messenger RNA. The record is from the annotation of a GenBank genome assembly. Lineage: Eukaryota; Ciliophora; Spirotrichea; Sporadotrichida; Oxytrichidae.